Messenger RNA from Tetrahymena thermophila SB210, 5175 nucleotides. Its product is annotated as PAS domain S-box protein. The transcript is spliced from 18 exons. The record is from RefSeq and is a predicted model, not a curated record. NCBI's taxonomy places the organism in Eukaryota, Ciliophora, Oligohymenophorea, Hymenostomatida, Tetrahymenidae.
AUGAGUAAUAUAGAGGAAAAGAAAGAUAAAAAAAAGGAUUUUUUACUAGAGGAGAAAACAGGUUUAGAAGCCAUAUUAGAAGAUUUAAAAUUAGUUACCUACAAUACAUUAUACGUACUCCUUAAGAAAGAAGAACCUGAAAGUGUCUACAGUUUAAUUUAUGCUACAGCUGCAGAUUAUAUUUAAAUGCUUAACUUUCCCUUUAAUCAGGGUAUCGGUCUAGCUUGGAACGCAGAUAGCUUUAUGAAUUGGUUGUUUAAUGUGUUCAACUUCUUUUAACUUACGAAUUACAUGCCAAUCACAUAUUUUAUGUUUGUUUUUACUCUCUAUUUAGUGUGCGCAUCAAUAUUAAUUGUCGUUAUAGAUAUAUUCUAUGUUAGCUACAAAAUUUCAAAAAAAAAACUCACUGUUACUUGGCCAUUAGAUAUUCUGAGAUUGCUAGCUUAGUAUUUCUUUACAGUGCUUUUUUUACCAAUUACAAAUACUUUGGUUGAUAUAUAAAAGUGUUCAGCUGAUUCAACAGGGACGCUUGUACUUAAUAACUAUGAUUUUACUUUUCUAGAUGUCAUAUGCUACAGGGGAUGGCAUAUAGUUCAUGUUGUUAUAUGUGAAUUUUUCAAUCUUAUUUACAUUUCUUUCGCUUUUUUAAUUGCUUACACUUACUUUGAGCCCAUGAUGACUGUAGGAGAUAGAAAAGCGAGAUAAGAUUCUAGAGGAGAAACAACACUAAUUGCUAACAAAAUUAUUGGAACCCUCAUUUUAACAUUCUUUCCUUUAGGUGAUUCUUCAUAUUAUUGGUGGAUUAUUCUAUGUAUAUUCAUUCCCUCAAUUCCUUUAUGGUGGGCCUAUAACAUAGAAGAUCCUUACUAUGAUCCAUAUGUAGCAAGAUUUUAUUAGAUAAUCACAACAUAUUAUCUAUGGACAAACACUAAUUUAUUUUUAUGUAAGCUUUUUGGAUCUUCGUAUACAGGAGGAUUAAUUGCUUGGGGUAUUGGAUUGCCAUUCAUUAUUCUUAUUAUGAUAUAUUCUAAUAGAAAUAGAAUUAACACUUUAAUUAAGAAUUAAAUAAAGUUUACAAGCGGUGAGCAAAUUUAAGCUCAUAUUAAAUAAGUCUUGUAACUUAUUGAUUACUACAAGACAGAUAUUAACUCAAAAAUACUCUUAAUUGGUUAUAUUGAAAAGCAUAAAGAAAUAUGCUUGGAAGAAGAUUGCUACUUGAAAAUGAAAAAAUCUAAAAAGAAAUCAAAGGAAAAUUAAAAUGAGAUGGAAGAAGCCUGUCUAAAUCUUAUUAAAGAGUUAAAUAGAGUUUAUCUAAAUGGUGUCAAAAAAUUUCCUGCUUCUACUAAGCUAAGAAUUAGUUAUGCCUUUUUCUUGACAGAAAGAAUGAAAAGAAAAGAUCUAGCUUACGAGUAAUUUGAUAUUGCAGGAAGAACAAAACCAUCUUUCGAUUAAGAAUUUAUUAUUUAUCGUUUCAAAAAAAUGUACGAGGAAAACUAAGGCAAUGAUAAUGAUGGAGAAGACGGUGAUGACGAUAUAAUUUAAUAAAUUCAAUUUGAUUCUGCUCUGUAAUUGUGUGAAGAAUACAUGAAAAGAGCUCUUGUUAUGCACAAAGAAUUUUGGUAGGAACUAAAAGAAGAAAAUCCAUCUCUUUCAAAGCUUAACAUAAUAGGCAGUAAAAUUAGUUAGACUGUUUUUUAGGUAAAAGAAUAGAUGAACACUAUGCUUAAAAUAAGGGAAGAUAUUCCUAAAAUUCUAAAGAUAUUUGGUCAGUUUUUUAUCUACGUUUUGAAUGAGAAAGAAUCUGGAUUAGAGCUAAUUAAAAAAGCUAAAGAAUAAAUUGUGGUUGGCAAAGAAAAAGAAAAAGAUGGAAAAGACGGAAAUUACAAUUACAAGGAUAACCCCAUACCCUACCUUUUGGUAAAUAAUGGACACAAGUAUGAGGUAGGAUAGAUAAUUGAUUUGAAUUCUCUUUUCUCAAUACAUUUUGGAUAUCAAAGAGAAGAGCUUAUAGGCAAACAGGUUGAAAUAAUAAUCCCUCAACUGAUUUCUUAAUACCAUUAACAAAUAAUGAUAACUUACUACGAGAACAUAUAACUUGGAUAAGUAGAAAGUAAUUACAUUAAUGAACCUUAGCAAAGAUUUGGUAAAAAUAGAAAUGGCUAUAUAUUCCCUAUUCAGUAUAAAGUAAUUCCGCUCAAUGAUGAAAUGAGCCGUUAUGUUGUAGAAUUUCAAACAAGUUAAGUCAAAAAGAGCACAGCUGUAAUAUUUACAGAUGAAGAAGGAACUAUAAAAGAUAUCACUCCAUUUUGUAUUUUCUUAUUUGGUCUUGAUUCAAGCACAAUAAAAAAAUAAAAAUCUAAAAUUGAAACCAUAAUUCCAGAUUGGAAGAACAUAUAGAAUUACAAUUAGAGAAAAGGUAAAGAAAUAUGCUCAAGUGUUAAGCAAAUUGAUGGAAGCACACUAUAGAAUUACUCUAACUGCUAGAUUACAUAAAUUGUAAUUACUAUGAGUGUUCCUGAUGAAGAAGAUGAUGAUAUUCUAAUUUAGAAGCCUUAGCUUAUAGGGUAUUGCUUCAGAUUCGAGAAGAUUGAAAAAAAUGAUAAAAGCACUCACAACACAACCAAAAAUUCUCAAAGACACAACAACUCAAACUCAGACUAAAAAAGUAUCCAUGAUGAUUUGAUGAACUAAAACAAAAUAGAUGAUGUACAUACUCUAAAUGCAUCUAUUAAUUCUCCGCUAAUAAAACAAGCAUUUUCUUCUCCUAAUCAAUUUUCAAAUGUAUUUGAGUAGAAUCUUAACUAAUAAACUUUAGCUCAAAAAGAUGAAAUUCGAGAAUAACAUGAAUAAAAUUCUACAGACGUUUUGGUUUCGCAUACUUAAUUUAAAUCUACUUAGCUAAAUUAACAGCUAAUUGCGAAAUCUGAUAAUUUAAACACAUACAGAAUAUCCAAUAUUUCUAAAAUGAUUGUUGAUUUGAUGAAGCCUCCACAGCUCGAUGAUUUUGAAUUUAAUGAUGAUGACUUUAAUUAAGAUGAUAAUGAUAUAGAAAUCACAAAUAGGAUUAAUUAUGGCAUAGGAAUAAGAACAAAGCGUUUGUGGAAUAACAAGUUAGAAUAUUUAGGAGAGCACAAUUCUUCUGACGAAGAAGAAGAGGAAGAUGAUCUAGAAAAUAGUGUCUUUGCUAACUAGUUUGCUGAUAAGUUUGAGAAUGUAGAAGAUGAACAUAUUUUUAACUAGAAGAACUCCUUUUAAACUAUUAAAUAAGCUCUAAGCUCUGACUAUGAUCACUUGAGUAUAAAAUGCUUUGGCUUUGUUAGUUUCGUUUGGGUAGGUAUUUUGUUUGGUCUGAGUAUAUACUAGUAUUUGUUUAGUUCUAAUUUAAUCAAUGGAUACUAUGAUUACCUAGUUGGAAUUAAGUAUUUCAAUGAUAGGCUGUUUUCAAUAAACAACAUAGUUUCAAAAACAUUUGAUUUAGUUAAUUUAAAUACAUAUCCUGAGAUGGUAAGCUAGUUAAAUUAAACAGAAAUUACUUUAGAAAUGUAAAACUCCAUUAAUAACAUUAUCGGUAUAACUACUAAUAUGAGUGACUCUUCUUAUUCAUUUUUUGAUUAAUAAUAAUUUGAUUAGCCUCUUGAGAUUUAUAUUUUCUACAGUUAAUAAGAUAAAUUAAUCAAAAAUUAAUCUGUAACAAAUGCUAUUUUCACAAUAAAUUCAUUAGCUCAACAAUUAUCUCAGUAGCCACUAUCUUAAAUUAGUUUAAAUAAUCCUAACAUCUAUACAAUUAUUUACAAUUUCUUUAAUACAAUAUACUACAACCAGAGAUCACUUUCUUAAUAAAUUUACUAAAAUAUUAGCAAUCAAAUUAACUCAGUUGAUAUUGUAAUGAUAAUCAUCCUGGCUGUCACUUUCAUAAUCACCUCUCUAUCAGUUUAUCUGUUUAUUAUUUUUACAGUAGUUAUUAAAGAAUAAAAAGAAAGUGUGCUUUUCUUUUUCCUCGAAAUACCGAUCAAUAAUAUUAAUUACUUUUAUAAGCAUUGUGAGAAAUUUAUGGAUUCUUUUACUUCUUUGCGAGAUGCUAUGAACGAAAAAGACAAUGCCAAAGAUGAUUCAUCUGAUGAAGAAGAAGAAAAUAUUUAUUAAGGAAAUAAAAAUGAUGAUGAGGAGGAAGAUGAAAUGUAAACAACAAGAGAAGUAUCAUAAUAUAACUCUACUGAUAAUCUUGAUUAAAGCUCUGUAAAUUCAGCAAAAUCAAAUGAAUAACAAUUAUAGGAAGAACUUAUGAAAAAGAGAUAGAAAAUCAUUAAAAAAUAUAAAAAGCACAAAUUUAGAGGACAAGCUAUACUAAUAGCCAAAUACAUCUUCGUUUUGGUUUUAAGUCUUCUUUUCUCAAUUAUAAGUUAUGUGAAUUUGCUAUAACAAAAAGCUUAAAUAUAAUUCGUCUGGCCUUAAUUCUAUUCUGAUACUAUUUUGUAAAGCACUAUUGCAUAUUAUAUAAAUGUUCAAAAAAUGAUGCUUAUUUAACCAGACUUUCCAGUGUUAAGGCAUACUGCCGAAAGUACUGGGUUGCAAUAAUUAUAAUCUCUUCUAGGUACAAGAACAGGUUUGAUAGACUUCAACAAAGGACUACAAUCAUAAAGUAUUACCUUCUAAAAUAAUUACUACAACGUUUAUUAUGGAUCAGUAUGCUAAUUUUACAAUAAUCCUAAUUAUUCUCAGUGUAAUAUAACUGUUGAUCAGAACUUCCAGCUUGGCUUAUUUACAGUUGUCUAGGCUUAUUUUAAUAUACUAAAAACAAAUUUAAUUUAUUAUGAAGAAGGAAUAUAAUCAGCAGCUGAUAUUACUCACAGACAAAUUUUUAUAGAUGCAGACUCUUCUUUGUACAUUUAUUUCUAACCACUAUAGAAUUGGUUCCUGUAGUAUGAGAUGCAAUAUUGCUCAAACUAAUUUAACACCUCAUUAUCAAUCUAAUCUAUUUUGCUUGCAGUAUUUUUAGUUUGUCUCUUUUUUUCGUUUUUGUUCUUAAUUUUACGUGUGCUAACUUAAAAGUCAAUAGAGAUCAAUAGAACAAUUUAGAUGCUUAAUAUGAUUCCAUUUAAAGUUAUUAAAGAAAACAUUUCUAUUAGAAGAUUUUUAAGAAAUUUAAUAAAGCAAUAAGAUAAAACUAAAGUUUGA